Molecule: messenger RNA, 951 nt
Organism: Bactrocera oleae (olive fruit fly)
Lineage: Eukaryota; Metazoa; Arthropoda; Insecta; Diptera; Tephritidae
Product: cytochrome c oxidase subunit 5A, mitochondrial
Biological process (GO): mitochondrial electron transport, cytochrome c to oxygen
Cellular component (GO): mitochondrial inner membrane
Source: RefSeq, a predicted model, not a curated record
AAAUAAUCACCAAAUCACGUUCAGCUACUCGCAACAGUAAAAAAAGACGAAUGGGAAGAAUAAAAAACUUGACUCGUUACUCUUUGUGAAGUAGGAUGACUAUUGCGAAAAAUACAAAAGGAAGAAGAAGAGCUCUUAACUAUCUUAAAUUACUUAUUUAUACCAUAUAUGAAGUAGCGCCCUCUAUUUGUGUAACCUGAAUUUGAACCCAUUUCUCUACUCGUUCAAAUCUACUGUCAAAUUAUUUUGAAGUUUUUAUUAGAUGUCUUUUCAAAGAUAUUUGACGUCUUCAAGAAUUAUUACUCGUCGUCUUGUUCGCUAAUAAAAAAGAAAAUGUUGCGUGUCGCUUCUGGACAAGUUGCUAACGUGCUGCGUGGUGCAAUGGGCCUAUCUGGCCGUGUUGCCACCGUCGGCUCAGUACGUGCUUCUCACGGCGAAGAAAAUGAAGAAGUUUUCAACAAACGUUACCAAGAGUUCUUCGAUCGCAAAGAUAUUGAUGGUUGGGAAGUUCGUAAAGGCAUGAAUGAUUUGCUGGGCAUGGAUCUAGUACCAGAACCCUCAAUAAUUGAAGCUGGUCUGCGUGCCUGCCGUCGUGUUAACGACAUUGCUCUGGCUAUUAGGUGGUUGGAAGGUUGCAAAGACAAAUGUGGUGACCAAAAGAGCACCGUCUACCCAUAUCUCAUCCAGAACAUUCGCCCCACCUUAGAUGAAUUGGGCAUUCCAACUCCAGAAGAAUUAAAUUAUGAUAAACCUGAGUUGGCAUUACAAUCAGUUUACGAUAUUUAAAUUGUCCCCAUUCUCUUAAUUAGAAUCAUGCUUAAGAUAAAAUACUUUUAAGCAAUUUAUAAAAUGUUUAAGGAAAAUGUGCUGCAAUGAUUUAAAGUAAUGAGUAAUAUUUUCAUCAAUAAAAUCAGUUGGAUUAAAAAUUAACUGACUGCGAUAAAGUGAAAA